GAGUUUGUCAUGUGCAAACAAUUUCAAAGGUACCGUUUUCUUCUCUGCUUGGAGUUCAGGACUCAGCUGACUCGGAGAUCUAACGAAGCCCUCCUCCCAGGCGGAGAGGGGUGCUGUCGCCUCCUUGCUGAUCAAUUCCUGGGGGCUCUGGAGGACUAGGCAGCGUUCCCAUGAUGCCAGACUGGCCGACGCGGGGGUGGGGGUUGGGGAGGGUACCUAGAGAUGGUCAUUGCUUCUUUGCACCCCACUUUCUAGGAAAAGCCAACUGGGGCAGUUUGUGUCAAAGUGAGUGAUCAACAGGUAUUAAAGGCCUUCUUGACACCCUUCUGAGGUGUUGUGUAAACAGAGGUACCUGGUCUCAAGGAACUUGAAACACAGGGAAACGCAGCCCUCAGUUCACUGCCCAGGUCCUUUUGAGGAGCUUGUGUGUUUUCAGCAGGAUGCCAGGUCCUUUGGGAGGUGGGGGAGACAAGCCACCUCAGGCUGCAGGAAGCCGCUGCACUAGGUGGAAGUGAUUUGAGAGCUGCCGCUGCCUAAGUUAGUGUAAGCUGGGGUCAGGGGGCUAUCAGAUGAAGGGAAUGGUGGAGGUGGGGAAGGGACUUGGAGUACUACACGUCUUGAAAGAAGUUGGGCAAAGACGAAAAGAAAAGAAGUAACAGGUGGCAGAGGUUGCAGAAGCCUCUGGAGCAGAAAUUUACCCAGUUAUCUCAGUGAGGCAGGAGGCAAAAGAUAGGAGAUGAUUCCCCCCUAGGGCUCAUAGUUGAAGGGACAGAGAGACUUGAGCAUGGUAGUUCAUGGUCAUUUGUCAAAUGCAAGGUAUGGAAAUAGUGAUGUCAGAGGGCAGAGAAGGGAGCUGUGGGCAGGGAUCACCAGGAUGGUGAGGCCCAUGAGAUGGGCCACCAACUGGAAAUAAUUGUGGCUUUCCCGAGAGGCACGGAAAUGGCCUUGGCCAGACCAGGGAAUGUUUCUCGAACAGUAAAGUAAGAGAUAAAGAUGGAGAGGAACAAUGGUUGAGAUUGUGACAGUCCUAGAAAGCCAGAUGGGGGACUUGCACUUCACCCUGUGUGUACUGGGAGUGACAGAUACCGUGAAAGAGUAUUUAGAAAGGUUUGUGGGAGUUGUGUUGGGAGACACAUCAGUUAGUAGGCUGUUCUAGUGUGGAGUAUCCAGGGUUUGGACUAGGAUAAUUGGAAAUGAGGGGAGGUUUUAGAAACAUUACUGUCAAAACGAUCUAUUUACAGAGGCCGGGUGAAGGGAAGAGAUGAAUGGAAAUUAAUGCUUUUUGGAAAUUGAUUAUACACCAGGUCCUCAGAACUGUGGUGUAGUUGGUAACUUGAAAAAUCAGAAAUGUGUGUUUAGAAGAGAAGUAACCGGCUGCUUAGGCUGUAGUGAAGUUUCUUAUAUCUGCUAAGAUAUCCAAAGGGUGUCCUGUGAGCAGCUGCUGUGCUGAGGUUGGUGGGAAGCCAAGGAGGAUGGUGGAGAGGCUGCCAAGACGAGGAGAGGGAAAGCGCUUCGAGGAUAAGUGCAGAGUCUUCUCGGUAACAGGGGCAGUGGAGGGUGCUACUGAGUGGGACUCAAGGUCUGAAUCGAAGGGAUUCUGCUUGGCCUCCAGUAUUGCCGUUGGGAUUACAUUGCUUGUUGCUGAACCCUAAAGCUGAAGAAACAACUCUUGGCAGUUGGGCUCCGAAGAGGAGGAGCUUGUGGACUCUGCUUGUCUUGAGGGAGAGCAGCAGCAUGGCCAGCGUGCUGUCCCGGCGCCUUGGGAAGCGAUCCCUCCUGGGAGCCCGGGUGUUGGGACCCAGUGCCCCCGAUGGGGCAUCAGGGCCUGUCCCACCCUUGGAGCCCCUGCUGGAGGGGGCUGCACCCCAGCCCUUCUUGGCCUCUGAGGACACUGCCUGCCAGGAGCAGCCCAGGGAGGUUCUCAAGGCUCCCUGCACCUCAAGCCUUCACCAGAUGGCUUUUCAGCCUGGGCAGAAGGUUUACGUGUGGUACUCGGGCCAGGAGUGCCCAGGUCUGGUGGAGCAGCACAGCUGGGCAGAGGACCAGGUGACCGUCUGGCUGUUGGACCAGAAGUUACAGAUCUGCUGCAAAGCAGAGGAAGUGUGGCUGGCAGAGCUGCAGGGCCCCAGUCCCCAGGUGCCAGCGCCAGAGAACGGAGAGCAGGCCCUGGCCUACAGGCCUGUCUCCAGGAACAUCGACGUCCCAAAGAGGAAGUCAGAUGCAGUGGAAAUGGAUGAGAUGAUGGCAGCCAUGGUGCUAACAUCCCUGUCCUGUAGUCCUGUUGUGCAGAGCCCUCCUGGAGCCGAGGUCAACUUCUCUGCUUCCCGUGCGGCCUGCGACCCGUGGAAGGAGAGUGGCGACGUGUCGGACAGUGGCAGCAGCACCACCAGUGGACACUGGAGCGGAAGCAGCGGCAUUUCUACCCCCUCGCCCCCCCACCCCCAGGCCAGCCCCAAGUAUUUGGGGGAUGCCUUUGGUUCUCCCCAAACUGACCAUGGCUUUGAGACCGAUCCUGACCCUUUCCUGUUGGAUGAACCAGCUCCACGAAAAAGAAAGAACUCAGUGAAGGUGAUGUACAAGUGCCUGUGGCCAAGCUGUGGCAAAGUUCUGCGUUCAAUCGUGGGCAUCAAGCGACACGUCAAAGCCCUCCACCUGGGGGACACGGUGGAUUCUGACCAGUUUAAGCGGGAGGAGGAUUUCUACUACACAGAGGUGCAGAUGAAGGAAGAACCCGCUGCUGCUGCUGCUCUGGGCCCCCCCGCCCCUGGGACUCCCAUUAUGGAAGCAGCUCCUGCCCCCAGCGUGACCAGCCCACCCCUUGCCACUCAUCCACCUCCGCCCAAAGCCCAGGCUUCCGGCCCAGAACACCCUGGCCUGGAGUCCUCGCUGCCCUCUGGGGCUCUCAGCAAGUCGGCUCCAGGGUCCUUCUGGCACAUUCAGGCUGACCAUGCGUACCAGGCACUGCCCUCUUUCCAGAUCCCUGUCUCUCCGCACAUCUACACCAGUGUCAGCUGGGCUGCUGCCCCCUCCACUGCCUGCUCCCUCUCACCGGUCCGGAGCCGGUCCCUGAGCCUCAGUGAGCCCCAGCAGCUGCCACCUGCCGUGAAAUCUCACCUGAUCGUCACCUCUCCACCCCGGGCCCCAAGCAGCGCCAGGAAAGCUCGAGGGGAGGCCAAGAAGUGCCGCAAGGUGUACGGCAUCGAGCACCGGGACCAGUGGUGCACAGCCUGCCGCUGGAAGAAGGCCUGCCAGCGCUUCCUGGACUGACCUGCCAGCUGCCUCUGCUCCCUGCUCCUGGCCCAGCCGGCUGCCAGCUGACCAAAGGUGUCACCGGCCCUCAGAGGAAACCGAAAAGAUAGAGAAUGGAAAUGCAGUUUGGGCUCUCUUGGCCAAGGUGUUAACACUUAAAGCAUUUUUUUCCCCUUUGUGGGAACAUUUUAUUUUUUAAAAAAAGAAACAAAAAUAUUUUUGUCCCCCCUUCCCCCCCCAAAAUAGGAGAGAGCCAAAACCGACCAAGGGUAUUCAGCAGCGAACUGGACAGAGACCAAAGAAUUAAUUUCCCUCCCUUUCCUGCAUCUUCUCUCUCUAGGGGAUUCGUUUGUACGUAUCAGAAGGAGGAACAGCUCAUUCUCUUUCCUGCUGAGUUGAUGACUUCUUUGCUUUCUCAACUCUUUCCGGAAAGGACUGUGAGCAAGAUGAAUUUACUUUUCUUUAAAAAAAAGAAAAAAAGUUUCUGGCUGAUGGGUGACAGUGCACAGGACUGCGUGGAGUGGGGUGAGAGUGGUGCCCAUGCUUUCCAGGGCAUGCCGUCUCUUACCACCUGGGCAGCUCCCGGGGAAGGUAAAGAAAACCCUUUCUCGGCAACAGCUGUUUGAAUCUGGGUGCCCUCAGACAUUUUGGGAUACAACUCAACAAAUGUUGUAUGGCUUCUUCUCAAAGCCCAGACUAAUAGAUUUUUAAAGACUGUCCCCAAAGAGCUGAGCCAAAAGGCUAAUAAGAAUUCACGUUUUGAAACGUGGCGGUUAAACACUACCUUGACCAUUCUCUCCUCUUUCCUCGAAGAGUUCUAGAGGGUUUCGGGUGUCUUUGGAAACUCUUUGCUCUUUCCUGAAUAAACUCCCCCCAUGUCUGUCUCUUCCCUCCAGUUAUGGAAAGGACACUUCGGAAACGCUUUGUUUUCUUUUAUGGUGGAUUCGGAAGCCUUUACCGAUGAGUUGUCUUUUGUUUGGGUGACCAGAAGAGACCUCAGUGGGUCUCCUGGCUUCACCAGGGAUUUCCCCAUUUCUGUUUCCUGCUUGGAGGGUAGGAUGGGGAAGGCCAAAGAGAGCCCUCACGGGGGUGAGAUUCAGGCUGAGGAAAUCAUGGAGGAAGAUGGGUUGGAUGAGUGAGACUGGGCUGCAGAGUGAGCAAAGCUGUUAAGGAGGAAGGAGGUUUGGGGAGUUACGUGCCAUGCCAGCUGUGAUACAGACUGGUUGGCGGGGGGGCGAGCCCCCAGGCAGGGCACGUGCUUGUUCUGGGGGUUCCCCUUUUUUCUGAGCAUGCCUCAGAGGCUGCUCGAACGUGACCACCUGGUGCCUAGCUGUCUUGGGGACAAGUCCUGGCCCUGCGUCCCAGAUGUCAGGGGCUCAGGGAUUCCCAACAAGUCACCUCUCCUAGUAAUGAGUGCCAGCAUCCACCCCUUGAUGGCAAUUGAGGCUGUCCUCUCGGUCCUGGGUGAAGACACUUGGCCACCGAGGCUGUGUUGGAUGCUUCAGAGGGACACAGAUACGUGCUUUUCAAUCUGAGACACACUGAGUGUUAUGAAACUGGCAGAUGUAACCAAUGCCAGGGGCAUGGUGUUCUGAAGGGUCUGGUGCCCUGUGUUGGGGACAGAAAGGACACCUGCACACAGGUGUCUCUGGUGGUGAUGGUGUAAGUUUUUAUAACUUAGUAAAAAAAAAAAAAAAGUAUAUUGAAUUCUGUCUCUUGGGAAAGCUCGAGAGUGGGCCAGCCCAGGGUGCCCGAGCUCCUCUUCCCCUUCCUCCCACCUCCUUGAGAACAGAGAGUUGACGGCCCCUUGUGACUCUUUCCGCCUCUCCUUAGAUCCUGUCGGUGAGGAGUGAGGCUUUCUUGACCUGUGGGGACCCAGCCCCUGGGGUCUUCUGUUCCUUCUUUCCCAGAGCUCUUGCUGCAUCUCCGCUUUAGAGAACCUGUUCUAAUUCCCCUCCUCUGUUUGGGCCAUGGAGACAUAACUAGAUAUACAGACAUUCUCCUUGUGAGGUGGGCUUCUCACGCCACUGGUGGGAGGAAAAGAAGAGAGAAGAAGAGGAUGAAACAGUUUAGAAACUGGGCUGGCUUUGUUCUGGCUCUGGGUCUUUGGUUUGGGUUCAGCCUUCCCUGCCUGCAUUUGCCCCAUCUCCUUUUCGGGGGUGGCGGCUUCCACUGCCUUCCCCCCGCCCGCACCCGUCUUGUUGCUGUUGUGUUGGUCCUUAGCACGUGCUCAGUCCUUGGGGUCGCUCCAUGUGUUUCUUCUCGGAGGGUGGGGGUGGCUUGUGCAUUGACCCAGCGAUCACGCCUGUUUUCUUUAUCUCUGUAUCUCCCUCCUCCCCAGCCCGCCCGGGCAGCAGAAUCUGCUGGGAAGAAGAUGCCGCAGAUGUGCUUUUGAAACUAACAGGACAGAUUUUCAAAGCAGUUAUCUUGGGAAACCGUUCAUCCCAGUGAUGUUACUUUCAUCCAGCAUAUUUCUCGGAUUUAGCUUCAGAUUCUGUGGUGCUGUGUUUUGAGUGGCUUUAAUGAUGCCCAGUCUGCUCCGUUAGUGUAGAGAGAGUCCAGCCAAUAAUGUCUGUGGUCAAGUGAGAUCUCAGGUUGCAAAGCAAAAGGACUAUCAAAGUAAAAUAGCUGGGAUUUAAUUACAUGACUUUUAAAGUGGCUCUGAGAGCAGUUCUGUAAUUUCAGGGAGUGUUUUCAGCACUGGCUGAGUUGCCAUAAGUGUGUAGCUGGACUCCUUGGAGCAUGAUAUUAAUUUGGAUGUGGAAACUCUGAUUUGUUGGGAGAAAUCUGUCCUGUUACUUUCAUCCCAGGUUCUGCCUUUUACCAAGGGCAAAAAAAAAAAAAAAGAGAGAGAAGAGGGAGAUAAAUCCCAUCUGUGAAUUUGUCUUAUUGGCGCCUUCCCCCCCAGCUGUCUUCCAAGUAUUAUUUUUACUGUUAAAAAUUUUUUUAAAAAAAUGUGAAAUGUAAUGUUUUUACAGCAACAAUAUGAAAUAUAUUUUAUAAGGAAUAAAAUGGUACCUUGUCUGA
Messenger RNA from Nycticebus coucang (slow loris), 6276 nucleotides. RefSeq names its product zinc finger protein 395 (gene ZNF395). The record is from RefSeq and is a predicted model, not a curated record. The coding region runs from base 1735 to 3267 and encodes 510 amino acids. Gene Ontology annotation, cellular component: nucleus. Gene Ontology annotation, molecular function: DNA-binding transcription factor activity; RNA polymerase II cis-regulatory region sequence-specific DNA binding. The transcript is spliced from 10 exons. NCBI's taxonomy places the organism in Eukaryota, Metazoa, Chordata, Mammalia, Primates, Lorisidae. Gene Ontology annotation, biological process: regulation of transcription by RNA polymerase II.